Messenger RNA from Fusarium odoratissimum NRRL 54006, 2565 nucleotides. RefSeq lists its product as uncharacterized. The record is from RefSeq and is a predicted model, not a curated record. NCBI's taxonomy places the organism in Eukaryota, Fungi, Ascomycota, Sordariomycetes, Hypocreales, Nectriaceae. The transcript is spliced from 7 exons. The coding region runs from base 1 to 2565 and encodes 854 amino acids. Gene Ontology annotation, molecular function: DNA-binding transcription factor activity, RNA polymerase II-specific; RNA polymerase II transcription regulatory region sequence-specific DNA binding. Gene Ontology annotation, biological process: regulation of transcription by RNA polymerase II. Gene Ontology annotation, cellular component: nucleus.
AUGGACAAAUCUGAAUAUGCUCAUGAUUCGUUUGCAAGCGGUUCUGGAAACUUGCCUUUGUCAAUUGACGAAUAUUCUACACAUUACCCGCCAAGCGGCAACACAACCACCUUUAGUAACAACCACGAAAGUUAUGCUACUUACUCAUCAACUGACAGAUCCCCAGAAACUAUUCCCACUCUAUUCGGCCACCUUCACCAACAAUUUCAGUUUCAAUCCCCUGCCGCUAUCGAAGUCGACAAACUCAAGGACAAUCUCUACAGAACUAGAAGUUGGAAAAAGUCACCACCCGACGAGUUCCGUCCUCAACAACCUUCCACAAAAUGUCAAUUCCCCUCUGCCAUCUCUUCUCGAUCAGCGCCUUUCUACCACAGUGACAGAUGGCCAAACGAUAGCUCCGAUAGCUAUCGUUCACUCCAAACACGAGCAAAGAGGAAUAGCAGUGGUGAUGCCGCUUCAGCAAGCCCCAACUACGACUUCUCCGAAGAAGAGGACAUGAAAAUGAAAGAUGAAAAGUCGCUCAAGAGACUUCGCAUUUACGAUACCUACAUAUCUGGCGGUCACAAAAGAAGGGCAGCCAGCCCCAACGACGAGCACAUGUCCUGGCGGCGCGAGUCGAGCUCCUAUGAUUCUCCCCAAGAUCAUUUCGCAUCUCCUCCACGGCCCAACUCAUACCCUUCGACCAUGUCAACGUCGAUGCACCCAACCAGCAUUACAACUGCUAAUUCUUCGGCUCAAUGCUUGCUCGUGGGCCCAUCUCCAGCCCCUAUCUCACACAGCUCCUGGAAUUCGCCUGACACAGCUACCGUAUCCGCCGAUCUAAACCUUCCAACCUCCAUUUCCAACCAGGGAUUGAUUCACCCUAGAAACAUAUCGAGCACAAGCACAUUUAAAAUUACUGAAGCGCAGGAGCUUAGAGAAACUAAGUUGCAAGGCCUUUUCGUGUGCGAGUGUUGCCCCAGGAAGCCCAAGAGGUUCGGGACGCUUGCGGAACUUAUCGCUCAUAAGGCCGUCCUACUACUGGAGAAGACGGGUGACAAUCAAGAUAACGUAGAAAGAAACUACAAAGCUCACCUUCCUUCAACUCAACAGCUAUACCCCGAACAGACUCCCCCAGGCCUACCCGAACGAAGAGCAGAAGAGAAUGAGGAGGCUCCCACAAGAGCUAGCCCAAGUGUAGAGAGCGACUCGAAAUUCAACAAACAACCAAAGCCUCAAACAAGACCGCCAGACUCCGAGCGACGAACUCGGAGCUUUACACGGUCUUCUGAUGCUGCUGGUGGUACCGGCUCAAUUAGCCCCAGAAAAGAUGAAUCAGCACAGAGUCAAUCACGCGAACCGGUUACGCCCGAUGAUUUCCAGAAUGUAGACAAGAUUUGUCCCUUCUUGCUAUAUAAGCCAAGUCUCAUUCUACCUGGUUGGAAAGCAUGCUUUGGACUGAAAAAAGAAAUAUCUCAUAUUGUUGCGCAUGUCGCCAAUAAUCAUGGCCUCAUUCGUGGAAUACAUCCCAACUACGGCUCCCGUAGCUGGGGAUACCUGGCGAGUUGUGAUAGUUGCGACAACUUCAGCAACAAGGGAGGGGACUGCAGGAAAUGCUGCUCAUUGCUUACAUGGGGAGACGAUGAUUUUAACCAGAGCCACCAUGGUGUGGUCCUUUGCUUGCGAUGUUAUGCCAAAUUUGACAAGAAGGAUAUGAAGAACCAUAUGACUGGUCUGCCAUGCCGUGGCAACAUGGACAUACCAAAGAAGGAGAAGUUACACAUUCUGUACACCACCUUUUGUUCAGAUGCCGAAAAGCCCACUACUAUAUUUACCAACCCAAGCCCUCGAACCUCCACGUCCGAUCAAGGAUCAAUUUGCUCUAGGGACAUAUCGGGCACAAGCACAUUUAAGAUUACCGAAGUGCAGGAGCCUGGCGAAACUAAGGUGCAAGACUCCUUCGUGUGCGAGUGUUGCCCCAAGAAGCCCGAGAGGUUCGAGACGCUUGAGGAACUCAACACUCACAAAGCUGAAAAGCCGUACAAAUGUGCAUUCUGCAGAAACUAUUUCAAGAACCAAGGCGAUGUAGAACGACACAAGAAAUCGACGCAUGGACGCCUCAGCUCAUGGUCCUGCUCAGCUCUCUCCGGAUACGAGAGCGCUUCUCACGAAUCUACUGACAGGCCUGGCCAAGCUGACACCUGCGGCUACUGUGGCGAUGAAUUCCCACGAUCGGGAUGUGGCCCUGAUAUAGGUGUCUCUAUUAGUGGCAAUGUGCCUCAAACAGUCACGGAUCACGACAGGGGAGAGCGCCUCAGACAUCUGGAAGAAGUACAUAAUUUCAGAAAAUGCAAAUCCUCCGCGAAGUUCCCUCGAGCGGAUAAUUUCAGAGAGCACCUCAAGCGUAUCCACGCAGGGACAAGUGGAAAAUGGAUUAACGUGCUUAUAAAUUCCCAAUCCUCAUGUCCUCUCGACGGCAGGAUUGUGAAGUGCGAGGACUAUAUCAGUACUCCUAUGAAGCCUCUUCUCCCCUUCAAUGCUGUUGAGAUUGCUUUACAACUUACUACGCUACCAACUCUCCUGUAG